Messenger RNA from Melanotaenia boesemani (Boeseman's rainbowfish), 793 nucleotides. RefSeq lists its product as uncharacterized. The record is from RefSeq and is a predicted model, not a curated record. The transcript is spliced from 5 exons. Bases 1 to 783 code for a protein of 260 amino acids. Lineage: Eukaryota; Metazoa; Chordata; Actinopteri; Atheriniformes; Melanotaeniidae.
AUGUAUGAUUUCACCAACGUGCUUCAGCUGGUACAGAGUUUAGAAAUGUUUCAGUUACUGGGAGUCAACAAGGUGGUCGUCUAUAAGACCAGCUGCAGCGCUGAGACGCAGCUUAUACUGGACUACUACACACACAAAGGUUUACUGGAAGUGAUUCCUUGGUCUCUAUCCAGGUUUUUAAAAGUGUCUCACGGCUGGUUGCCUGAACACGGUCCUGGUGAACUUCACUACUUCGGCCAGAUUCCUGCUCUCACUGACUGCCUUUACAGAUACAUGUACCGGUCCAAAUAUGUGGCCAUGCAGGACAUUGAUGAGCUCAUUCUGCCUCAGUCAGUCAACAGCUGGUUGGAGGUGUUACCACUGCUGGAGAAGGAGUACGGCGUUGACAUGUGUUACGCGUUUGAGAAUAACUUGUUUCCGGUCUCACCAACACUGCCUGCACAAGGCUGCUGGGAAAACAUACCCGGGGUGAACAUCCUGGCUCACCUGCACCAGGAGCCCGUCGAUUCUAAGAUUCGGUUUGAGAACUACAAGAUCAUCGUCAGCCCCCGAGCUGUGUUCACCCCGACCGUUCAUGGAGUGUUAAGCUCAAUGAAAGACUGUACUUUGGUUGAUAGGAACAUAGCACGGAUAUGCCACUCAAGAAUCCAGUCAGAAACAUGGGUGAGACCUGACCACCUGAUUUAUGAUGGCCGGCUACUGAGUUACAGCAAACCCCUUGUACCAGCUGUUAAUACGGUGCUGAAAGAAAGUGGAAUUCUACCAAAGAACAGCAUAUGCUAGGCUUUCUGUG